UGAAGAGAUCCAGCUCAUGACAGAGCAGAGAAAACGUGAAAGCAGCACUGCAGAGAUUGAUUGAUUGAAUACUUUAUUGUCCCUCUCGGGAAAGUCGUCUGGCAACAUACAGCAGUUCCUGGCAAACAUACACAAAAUCAAAGCACAGGACCUACAACACUCCAUUUACAGACAACACAUAUCACAAGACGUAUUUCAAACUUAUGGAUGAAUACUGAAAGUUUGGAGUUAUGUCAGUGCAUAACUGCCAUCUUACGGGCUCCUGACCAAUUCUGCUAUUUUUUGUGCUUUUUUUCGCUAACUUUUCUUUGCAUAAUGUUUCUGCCAUCCUAUGACCGAAAACAGCUUCUGGACAUCAGAACAGCGACCACUAACCUCAAUUUGGAUGAAGAUUUCUGAAAUAUCUGCGCAGAACCAUGAAGACCAGACUAGGCUGCCUGUCCAAUAAGUCUGACUCAUACCCCGACUUCACUGAGUUCCUGCCCCCUGCCCAGGACAGGGCCACCAGAUGCCGAAAGCUGUCAAAAGAUGAAGUCGUUCUGUGGGCAGAUUCCUUCGAUGUUCUUCUGUCGAACAAGUGUGGCCUGGCUGCCUUCCAGGCUUUUCUCAAGACGGAGUUCAGCGACGAGAACAUUGAGUUCUGGAUGGCCUGCGAGGAAUAUAAAAAAAUCAAGACUCCCGUUAAAUUGAUGACCAAAAUUAACAAGAUCUACAAUGAGUUUAUUGAUGUCAAGGCUCCCAGAGAGGUAAACAUAGACUUCCGUACGCGGGAAGUGAUGAGGCAGAGCCUUGCGGAGCCCACCCCCUCCAGUCUGAAUGAGGUUCAGGCCAGGGUCCACAGCCUCAUGGAGAAAGACUCUUACCCACGCUUUCUCCACUCCAAGAUCUACCAGGACUUACUCGACAUGCAGUACACACACUGCCAUCGGAACUCUGUCUGAAGAACACACACAUGUGCCGUCGCAGGUACACAUACACACACACACACACACACACAGUUGUGUUUUUCUUCAGUAGCUAGAACCCAAGGAACCAUUAUUCCUCAAGUUCUAACUUGAGAUCUCAAUGCGUAACUCAAUAACUCAAGAUGACAUGUUGAAUCAUGUGAACGUUUUUGAGUUAUCCAUACAAAUAUCAAGUUAGGAUUCUCCUCUCACAGAGAGAUUCUUAGUAUUUAGACAUAUUGUGAUAUUGUAUCAUCCCUCUUAGAACUGUGUCAACAUAUAGUUUACACUUAGAAAACAAAAUACCACAAGACAUUGUACUGUGUAUCCUUUUAUUACUCCUAUUAGAAAAUGUGUUGUUGUUGAUGAUAUUUAUUUCUCCCAUCACUAUAGAUUUAUCGUGGUGUAGAAAUAUGUCUGGCAAUUUUAUUAAAGUUUUGCAACAUGUCAUCUGA
This is a messenger RNA of Oncorhynchus nerka (sockeye salmon), 1399 nucleotides long. Its product is annotated as regulator of G-protein signaling 8-like. The transcript is spliced from 5 exons. Lineage: Eukaryota; Metazoa; Chordata; Actinopteri; Salmoniformes; Salmonidae. The record is from RefSeq and is a predicted model, not a curated record. Bases 417 to 941 code for a protein of 174 amino acids.